Messenger RNA from Aspergillus homomorphus CBS 101889, 1133 nucleotides. RefSeq lists its product as uncharacterized. The transcript is spliced from 4 exons. Bases 87 to 1133 code for a protein of 348 amino acids. NCBI's taxonomy places the organism in Eukaryota, Fungi, Ascomycota, Eurotiomycetes, Eurotiales, Aspergillaceae. The record is from RefSeq and is a predicted model, not a curated record.
CACCCGAUACGCUGCUGAAUCGCUCACCCUACCCUGUACCAGUCCGCAAAGAGUUUCCAGAGCUCAUUCGCUCCUUCCAGCACUGGAUGGGGGAGACGUGUCCGCUCACAUCGCAAACUCUGUGCUUUCACAUGCGUACGAUUUGGCUGCAGAAUGCCUUUUCGGACCCUUGCCUAUUUCAUACAAUAUUAUUCUACGCGUCAGCGCAAAUAGACAACAUCAGCUGCGGGACAAAUCGUAAUCCAAUCACGCUCUACCACCACAGCCAAGCCCUCAAUCGUAUCAACCAACGACUCUCGGCGAAUGGAGCAAUCGUUGAUGAUAAUCUCGUGGCUAGCAUUGCACUACUGGCUAUGCAUGCAUCCGUCGCGAAUAAUGCCGAGGCAAUGAAGAUCCAUAUACGAGGUCUGAUGACUAUCGUCCGCUCCAGAGGCGGGCUAAAGAACCUGGGGCUUGCCGGCUCCCUAGUUAACAUGGUCUACAUGGCCAAAAUCUUCUCAUCGAUCUUGAACACAGAGGAGAUGCUGGGCCUCGAGACAGCAUCAUCGUGCUCACCUCCUGCGCCGCUUCUUCAGGCGAUCAUUCGACGUGUGCACUUGAAGUCAGCUGAGUACGAGAAUGCCGAUCAAAUCCUGUCAUUGUUCCUGGAAGUCUAUGCGGCAGUCCCUAGGCUUCAGGAUUUUAUCACGGGCAAGCGCAGCCUUUGCGAGUGGCGCGACGCGCGAAGGCUCACUACUGGAACGCGUCCCAGUCGCCGUGCGACGUCGCCCGAGCUUGGGAAUAACGACAGCGUCUUAUGGGCCUGUGAACUAGCUGUCGCUAUCUUCUGGUACCUUGUCGAUGGUACAUCCGCGCUCGAAACGGAGACACUUGAUGACAUGUUUCUGGACCUCAAACUGGCUCUCAACGCCACGGACAUUGUGCAAUGGAUGUCGUUCUCGCAGGAGGCGCUCAUCUGGAUCUGUGCAGUCGGGGCUGCCAUAUCGCAGAGCGCAUUCGAGAGCUGGUGGUUUGUGAUGCAGGGGGCGUCGAUGGUCAUGUGUACGAACCUCAUCCACGGCUCCAUUUUCGAGGAGUCUUGGUUUGCUUUUAAGUGGAUGAGACAACUCCAUCGUCUGCGGAUCGUAAAGUGA